UACGCACUUGUCAAAUUAAAUUCAUAUUAAUAAAACUAAGAAACAACAAAAAAAAUCAGCUAAUAGAAGUAUUAAGCAUAAGCAAGAUGUCAAAUGAGCUAUUUGUAUUGGAAUACUGGCCUAGCCCUUACGUUGCAAGGGUCAAAAUUGCCCUACAAGAAAAGGGUAUAACCAACUAUGAAAGCCAUGAAGAAGAUGUUCAUGGCACCAAAAGCACACUUCUUUUAGAGAUGAACCCGGUCCAAAAGAAAGUUCCUGUCUUAAUUCAUAAUGGUAAACCGGUUUGUGAGUCCUUGAUAAUAGUGGAGUACAUUGAUGAAGUUUGGAAAUUUUCUUGUAGUUUGCUUCCUCAUGAUCCUUAUGAUAGAGCUCGAGCCCGGUUUUUGGCCGAGUUUAAUGAUAACAUGUUCUUCAAUUUCAUACGAAAAAUGUGGAGACAAAAAGAAGAAAUCCAAGAAGAAGAAAAGAAGGAAUUCAUAAACUUCCUUAAACAAUUGGAACUAGAGUUGGGCGACAAGCCUUAUUUUGGAGGAAACAACUUUGGAUAUUUGGAUAUUGCACUAAUCCCAAAUUAUAGUUGGUUUUACUCUUAUGAGACUUUUACUAAUUUGAAUUUAGAAACCGAAUGUCCAAAGCUUAUUUCAUGGGCAAAGAGAUGUAUGGAAAGAGACAGCGUCAAUAAAAAUAUUCCUGAUAUGAAUAAGAUUUAUCAAUAUGUUUUGGAAUUAAAGAAUAAAUUUUGCACGGAUUAAGAUAUAGGGAGCAUAUAUGACGUGCUUACAAUUCAAUUGCACAAAUCGUCUCCGCAAAGUAAGGAUCUGGAGAAGGAUUCCACCUUAAAGUUGAAAAUGUAGUAGUUGUUGUGUAAUUUCGAUAAACAAAUAAUUUGUCUUUUAUUUGCUAUUUACUUUGUUAAAGAUUUAAUGUGCCUUUGAAUUGUAAUUCGCUUGAAUAUUCUAAAUAGUCAGAUUUACUUUUUAAUUUAUGGUUAACAAAGAGAUUAGUAUAUGAUCAUGUAACACUUAAGGAGUCACUUUUUCACUUUUUGGUAAAUUGUGUUUUAAGGCGAACAUAAAUAAAUGAU
Messenger RNA from Amaranthus tricolor (Joseph's coat), 1084 nucleotides. RefSeq names its product probable glutathione S-transferase. The transcript is spliced from 2 exons. The record is from RefSeq and is a predicted model, not a curated record. The coding region runs from base 87 to 752 and encodes 221 amino acids. Gene Ontology annotation, biological process: glutathione metabolic process. Gene Ontology annotation, cellular component: cytoplasm. Gene Ontology annotation, molecular function: glutathione transferase activity. NCBI's taxonomy places the organism in Eukaryota, Viridiplantae, Streptophyta, Magnoliopsida, Caryophyllales, Amaranthaceae.